UAAAUGGCUCCCGACCCUUCGAGGCGCUUCACUGCCCUGUUGGCCGCUCGUUAAUUGCUCCGAUCUCGUCUCGCUAAUUGCUGGGGAUGAGCAGAGCGACGUGGAGCUCUGGCUGCUGCCAGAGAGGAGGAGGAAGAGGAGGAGAUCAAGAGGUUUGGGAUGAAGCACACCAUUGUGGAACGUCCCUGCAACACCCUUUUCUCCUCGGCUCUUCCGCGAGUGACUUUUUCCAAGGAAUAAUUGAGGAUUUUUGGGGGUGUUUUGUGCCUCCCCGCUGAGGCGGAGCCUUCGCUGCGGGAGGAGAAGCUGGUUCCCUCCCAACAUCCCAGGGAUGGAUGUUUUCCUGGGAUCCACACGUCGCCGUCAUCCCAUCCUGGCCUGGAAAAGGAGCAGCUUUUCUCAUAUCUGACACUUUUUUUUCCUCACAAUUCCGGAGGGAUUUCCCGGCCAAAACUGGCAUCUGGAUGAGGAGGUGGCUCCCUGGGAGGGGAAGGAGGCGUCCCCCCGGUGUCCCUCUGGGCGCAGGGAGAAAUCCCUUCCCCGUCACUUUUAAUUAAUGAAAACCCAAUUUCUGCUGAGUUUAGGGCAGGAAUAUUUCCCUCACGAGCUGUAGGUUUGGCAUUUUCCAAGGCCGCUACCCUUUCUCAACUGUUUCAUUGAUUUUUUUUGUUUUUUUUUAUUAUUAAUUAGCCUAAUUGGCAAGUGGAUUUUUAUUACUGUUUUUGAUCUCUUCAGCCCGUUUUGGGGGCUUUAAACCAAAACUUUUCUGAGUUUCUUCUCUCCCCAUAAAUGAUUCAGGGCCCAAAUUUCCUCGGUUUUGGGGCUCUCACGUCGCCGAGGGGGGGGUAUUUUAAUAACGAUAAUUUUCACUAAUUAAGUAGAACCUAAGGAAAGUGUAAUUCCUCAGAACCGCCCCCCUCGCUCAGCUCUUACACGGGGCAAACAAGCUAUAAUUUCUGUAAGGGGCUAAUUAAAGGUUUUACUGGGCUAAUCAGCCUGCGCUUUAAUUAGCACCAAAUGGUAAUCGCUUGCUGAAAUGUAAAUUGACUUCAGGGCUGCCUGUUACGGGAGUGUGUGCCCCCCCAGCUCCGGUGGAUCGUUAAAACCUCUGAGCCUAACGAAGCAGGAGGAGAAUCACCCGGCGCUGAAUUUAAUCUUUUUUUUUUUUUAGCUUUUAUUUCCCAUUUUUCUGAGUCCAGAAUCCGUCCCUCCUGAGAACCUGAGGGUGUUUUUACCCUCAUUUAAUGCCAUAUUCCGGCAGCGGGAGAGGGAGCUGAGCCUCCAUCACUCUCCAAAACCCUGCCGGAGCCUCGUUAAGGACAUGUUAAUUAACACCCCGUGCAGAGGAGAGCUCAGGGAGGGUUCCCCGGUUUUGGGGAACCCAAACACGCCGCACGAUUGGUGGGUUUUGGGCUGAAAUGACACCCUUUCAGUUAAAAAAAACCAAACAAAACCUACCCUGUUUUCUGCAUGGCAGGACGGAAUUUCCAUCUUUUGGGGUCUUUUCACCUGGAUUUUGCUGCUUCCCUAGGGCUUUCCAGGCUGGGAAACCAAGUCCCCGUGCGUUCAUUCCGUCUUAUUAAUCAUGGUGUUAAUUAUUCUCUGAUGCCCUUGGGAUCCCAGGAGCAGGGAUCACAUGAAGGAGGAACUUCCCAGCUUAGGGGAAAAAAUACUGGUUUUGGGGAAAGUGGCAGUUAAAAAGUGGAAUUUUGUGUUCUAUCCUGCACCCAGGGGCCACCUGGGGAGGCAGAGAGGAGCCAGAGGAUCAAUUUGGGUCUGAAAAAGAUGAAUUCUCCCCAACCGCCCUCCCAGAUUUCACCUCCCGGGACGUCCCUCCGUGCGCCUGAUUCUGCUUUUGAGGCAGAAAUUGGGGUCCCCAGCGCUUUUUUUUUUCCCGUUAUCUCUGGAAAUGGAGAUAAGGGGAAUGGGAGCUGAAGCUUCCAGGUGGGGGAACAGUGGGAAUGGUCUGUUUCAGGGGGUUUAGGGGAGAAUUUCUGGGAGCUGAGUGCGAGGGUUCUGGAUGGGGAGGGUCGUACCGGUGCCGUGAAUCUUUAGAGAACCAGGUAAAAUUGGGUUUUAGCCCAAAGGAUGCGAAUCUUUUCCCCGGAGCUUUUCAUUGUUGCCUUCCCCCCGGAGGAGCUGCUUUAUCCUGCUCUAUCGGAGGGGGAACCUCAAAGAGGGACCCGAGUCCUGGUUGUUCUGGGUGGAAAAAGGGGCAAAAAAACCCCUAAUUUCAGUGGGGUUUCGGCCCUGGUGUUGCUGGAAACUGGGAGGUUUGGUGUUUGCGCCAUUCAGAAAUAAUAUUUUUGGACGUUUUAUUUUUUUCCGCCUUAAACCCUGGCUCUGCCGGGGGCUGGGCUUUGCCGUUUCUUCUCUCCCGGCUCUUCCCGGCCUGAUCCUGCGGAGUCGAGGCGAUUGUUGCCAGUGUAAAUGAAACAGGGGUGGUUUAUCCCGCACAGGACGAGCCAGAGCCAGCUGGGCCAGUUCCACCGGGUGAAACCAACCACGGGCCCGAGCCCUUUGGCUUCCACCCUCUCCCCCCCGCCUCUCCAGGCAGGUCUCCGCCGCUUUCCCUUCGGAUCCGGCCCUUUCCCCGAUCCCCCAGUUCCCGGAGAAUGUGAGGCCGCGGAGGAGAAAAACCAAAAAACCUUGGUUUUCCAGCCAGGAGGAGCUUUGGGAGCAGUCGCCGUAGUUGCGGCAGCUCCCGAAGACGUGGGGGAUCCGAGGGGGUCGGAGCUGCCAGUUUUCCCUCCCCACCCCAGAAAAAGAGCUUUGGGAUGAAUUCACUGCUUUUUGGGGAUGGAAUCACUGCGGCCGUGACUCUCGAGCACCUUUCUCUUUGUGAGCAUCACCCGAAAAUGCUCCAGCACCGACGGAUCCCGGCUCAGGAACCCCCGGAGCUGCCAUCGGAGACCCCUGGAGCCUCGGGCUCCUCCGUCCCGGUGAUGCCAGGAACAGCAUAAGGUUGUCACUGGUGAAAUUGAGGAGGAAAACCCCCCAAAACCCCAAAAGAGGUUUUCUGAGCGGCCGUGGCCAUGUUCAGCAAGAAGAAGAAGCGCUUGGAGAUCUCGGCCCCUUCCAACUUCGAGCACCGGGUCCACACGGGCUACGACCAGCAGGAGCAGAAGUUCACGGGGCUGCCCCGGCAAUGGCAGGGCAUCAUCGAGGAGUCGGCCAAGCGCCCCAAGCCUUUGGUGGACCCCGUCUGCAUCACCGCCAUCCAGCACGGCUCCCAGAAGUACCCCAAAGCCUCCGAGGGGGAGGGCUGGGGGGAUUCCCCCCCCGAGAGGGACUCGGAGCCGCCGGCCGAGCGGGUGGUGCGACGGGAGCGCCCCGAACCUUCCGAAAAACGCCCCAAAUCCACCUACACCCCCCAGAGCGGCCCCCAAUCCCCCCCCCGGGACAAACGCCCCCUCUCCGGCCCCAAUAUCCGGACUCCCAACAUCCCCGUCUCCGAAGGGGUGAUGAAGACGGCUCAGCAGACGGGACGGCCUUUUAAUACCUACCCCCGAGCCGACACCGACCCCGGCAGGGCCCAGGCGGAGCACCGGCCGGGACGCCCCCAGGAGGUGGCCACCAACGGGCCAGUGACCAGCAGCAGCGGGGGGGCCGGUUCCUCCCGAGCCCCCCCCACGGGCCCAACGCGCUCCAAAAACCCCGACCCCGCGGAGCACCGGCCGGGACGCCCCCAGGAGGUGGCCACCAACGGGCCAGUGACCAGCAGCAGCGGGGGGGCCGCCCACGCCUCGGACCCCCAACUGGCUCGUGUCCCCCCCACCGCCGCCGCCGCCACCGCUGGCCCCACGCCUGCCCCCCAACAGCAGCCUCGCUCCCCCCAACGGGAACCCCAGCGCGUCUCCCACGAGCAGUUCCGGGCGGCCCUGCAGAUGGUGGUGGACCCCGGGGACCCCCGCACCUACCUGGAGAACUUCAUCAAGAUCGGGGAGGGCUCCACCGGCGUGGUCUGCAUCGCCACCAUCCGCAGCAGCGGGAAGCUGGUGGCCGUCAAGAAGAUGGACCUGCGCAAGCAACAGCGGCGGGAGCUGCUCUUUAACGAGGUGGUGAUCAUGAGAGACUACCAGCACGAGAAUGUGGUGGAGAUGUACAACAGCUACUUGGUGGGCGACGAGCUCUGGGUGGUGAUGGAGUUCCUGGAGGGGGGCGCCUUGACCGACAUCGUCACCCACACCAGGAUGAACGAGGAGCAGAUCGCUGCCGUCUGCUCAGCCGUGCUGAAGGCCCUCUCCGUCCUCCACGCCCAGGGCGUCAUCCACCGCGACAUCAAGAGCGACUCCAUCCUCCUCACCCACGACGGCAGGGUGAAACUCUCCGAUUUUGGGUUCUGUGCCCAAGUCAACAAGGAGGUGCCGCGCAGGAAGUCGCUGGUGGGGACCCCCUAUUGGAUGGCGCCGGAGCUCAUCUCCCGCCUGCCCUACGGCCCCGAGGACCCUCAUGGAGGAGGAGGGGGUGACAGUGGUGGGGACCUGCCCAAAGAUUCCCUGGGGGGGGCCCACUUCCUCCCCCCUGCCCCCAAUAAAGUACCCAUGGGGCAGGACCUGCUGCGGCCUCCAGGCUUUAUUGGCUGCCAGGUUGGAGGGGGGGGGCAAAAAGGGAGUGGCACCUUGACCCGCGUGGACUCACGGUGGCUUGUCUUGGCCCUCGUUGGCUCGUCUUCUUGGCCAAGAUUCACUUGUGUUGGCUCACGUUGGCCCAAGUUGGCCCACGUUGACUUGUGUUGA
Messenger RNA from Calidris pugnax (ruff), 4739 nucleotides. RefSeq names its product p21 protein (Cdc42/Rac)-activated kinase 4 (gene PAK4). Gene Ontology annotation, molecular function: protein serine/threonine kinase activity; ATP binding. The record is from RefSeq and is a predicted model, not a curated record. Bases 3036 to 4739 code for a protein of 567 amino acids. The transcript has 12 exons. Gene Ontology annotation, biological process: regulation of MAPK cascade; protein phosphorylation; intracellular signal transduction. NCBI's taxonomy places the organism in Eukaryota, Metazoa, Chordata, Aves, Charadriiformes, Scolopacidae. Gene Ontology annotation, cellular component: cytoplasm.